GGAUGCACGCUGUUCUUGGUGGGGUUCUUACUGCCUUGCUGUACCCUGAGAAACCAUUGUCAGCCCUGUGAAAACCCGGGACAGACGUAAACCAUGCGGAUCGUGUACCUGCUCCUCCCCUUCAUCCUCCUCCUGGCCCAGGGUGCUGCAGGAUCCUCCCAGGCUCUAGGAAGGAAGUCAGAUUGUUUUCGAAAGAGUGGCUUCUGUGCAUUUCUGAAGUGCCCUUCCCUCACUCUCAUCAGUGGGAAAUGCUCAAGAUUUUACCUCUGCUGCAAAAGAAUAUGGGGCUGAAGAGCCAGACAUCCCAAGCAGGACAUCACCCUGGCUUCUCGCUUCUGGAAACUUCCCCCAUUGACCUCUCCCCUUCCCACCUCUGCAGUCUCCCAUGGUGUGAGCGUGGCAGUAGAAGUUGGAGACAUCCCACCAUGGGCCUGCAGUUGUUUGGCCAGUUGCUGCUUUUCCCUGCUGAAUAAAGGUGUGCAGUUUAGCAUUGCA
Messenger RNA from Gallus gallus (chicken), 495 nucleotides. It is a transcript of the gene AvBD1, whose product is annotated as avian beta-defensin 1. Lineage: Eukaryota; Metazoa; Chordata; Aves; Galliformes; Phasianidae. The record is from RefSeq and is marked provisional. Gene Ontology annotation, biological process: defense response to bacterium; cell chemotaxis. Gene Ontology annotation, cellular component: extracellular region. Gene Ontology annotation, molecular function: chemoattractant activity; CCR6 chemokine receptor binding.